Plasmodium yoelii is the source of this 1221-nucleotide messenger RNA. RefSeq names its product 5-formyltetrahydrofolate cyclo-ligase, putative. The transcript has a single exon. Gene Ontology annotation, biological process: tetrahydrofolate interconversion; folic acid-containing compound biosynthetic process. The coding region runs from base 1 to 1221 and encodes 406 amino acids. Lineage: Eukaryota; Apicomplexa; Aconoidasida; Haemosporida; Plasmodiidae. Gene Ontology annotation, molecular function: 5-formyltetrahydrofolate cyclo-ligase activity. The record is from RefSeq and is a predicted model, not a curated record.
AUGAAUAAUAAAAAUAAUAUUGUCCUUAUAAAUUUAAAAGAUUAUUUGAAUAACCAUUUAAAAAAUGAUGAAUAUAAGAAUAAACAGGUCAAACAAAAUGUACGAAAUAAUGCGAAAAAAGUUCGAGAAAUAUUUCUAAAAAAUUUAUUAAAUGAAGAAAGAAAUAUAAGCUUUGAUAUUAAUGAACAAAAUCAUACUGGAAAUUAUAAACAUGACAUAAAAAAUGAAAAAAAUUUAUUUGGAUAUAAAGAUUAUUUAUAUACAAAGUUGAUAAGACAAUUAUAUUUGUUCCUAUCCUUAAUGGGUGUCAAUAAAAGAAUUAUAAAUGAGGAUAAUUUAGAUGAAAAAAUUGGUAAUACUUAUCAAGAAAAUUAUAAAAAUAAUUUUAAUUUUAAUUUCAAUUUUAAUUUCAAUUUUAAUAAAAUGUACAAGUAUACAUAUAAUUAUAAAAAGAUGGAAAAUUUGGAUGUUAUAAAAUUGUUAAAAAAAUAUAAUAUAAAUAAAUUUGACGAAAAUUUGCAAUUUUAUUCAUACAAUUUUAGUAAUAAAAAUAGCGAAAAAUUCGAAAGGGAUUAUAACAAGACAAAUUUUAAUAUAUGUAUAUAUUUACCUACAAAAAAAGAAAUCGACAUUUUAUUUAUUAUAGACAUAUUAUAUGAUUAUUUUUAUUUUAAUUUAUAUAUACCUAUAACAACAAAAGAAAAUAAAUUAAUUUUUUUUCCAUUUUGUUUCAAAAAUAAUAUAAUAAUAAAACAUCAUUUUAAUAUUUUUGUCCCAUACCUUUAUAUAUAUAAAAAUACAUAUAUGGAACAAAAAUCGAUAAAAUUUAAUUUGAAUUCUUUAAAUAUAAUAACAGAUCAAAUAUUUGAUUUGAAAUUCCAAGAUAAUAAAACUAUUUUUUUUAUUCCAUUAAUCGCAUAUAACAAAUAUGGGUGUAGAGUUGGUAGUGGGAAAGGAUACUAUGAUAGAACAUUUAUAAGCUUAUAUAAAAGAGCAAAAAUAAAUGAUGAAAAAAAAAAUAAAUCUAUAGAUCAAAUAAGUGAGACAAAAAAUGUAAAAGAUAACAAAAAUAAUGAAACUGAAAAAAAUAAAAUAGUUGAUCAUGUAAAAGUUAGUGUAUCAUUUGAAGCAUUUUUAUAUGACGUCGAUUUUAAUGAGCCAACAGAUAUUAUAUUGGAUUAUAUAAUAAAUGAAAAAAAUAUUUAUAAAUUUUUAUUUUGA